CUUGAAGAGUGGCCAAUUGAACAUUUUUGACAUCUCAUCCUCACAUACCAACCUCCUCAACUGUCUUGUCGAAUACCUUGAUACGAAAUAGGAGCCAUCAUGUCUGACAACAACAAGAACGAAGAGCAGCAAUUCAACAUCCUCCCUCACCCAGCUAAAACCAACAAUCCCGCCGACCUCGUCAGUGAUCCGGCUGGACAAGGUGGACUGCAAGGAUCUGGACCUAAUGCUUUCAAUGCCAAGGAGCCUCAUAUCCCUUCGCAAGCCGUUGCCCAGGGUCUCGAGCAGCCCAAGACCAGGGACGAACUCAAGGCUGAGGCUGAGAAAUUGAACCAAUAGGUGCCUUUGUGUGAAAUUCGAGAGAACACGCUUGGUUGAUCGCAUCUAUGCUAUAUGUCAUUAUGCAAAUGGUCUAUGACGAAA
Kockovaella imperatae is the source of this 423-nucleotide messenger RNA. RefSeq lists its product as hypothetical. The record is from RefSeq and is a predicted model, not a curated record. The coding region runs from base 100 to 339 and encodes 79 amino acids. The transcript is spliced from 3 exons. Lineage: Eukaryota; Fungi; Basidiomycota; Tremellomycetes; Tremellales; Cuniculitremaceae.